Molecule: messenger RNA, 624 nt
Organism: Plasmodium knowlesi strain H
Lineage: Eukaryota; Apicomplexa; Aconoidasida; Haemosporida; Plasmodiidae
Product: secreted ookinete protein, putative
Exons: 7
Coding region: 1-624 (207 amino acids)
Source: RefSeq, a predicted model, not a curated record
AUGCACUAUUUGUUUUUCUUCGUUCUGUUUUUUUCAGUAAAUCUGCUGCUGCCUGUUAUUUAUUGUGAGAAGGGGGAAAUUUUACCAUUCGGUGAGAUCCUCUCCGGCGUCGCAGACAUAGCCAAUGUGAUUACGCCUAUAAAGGAAAGCGCCUCUGGUGAUCCCGUCGCCGCAUCUACCAGCAGAAUCAAUUUGAAAAUAGUUCCAUCCAAAAAGUUGAGCAUCACGAAGAACGAUUUGAUGUUCCUCAUGUCGGAGAUCCGACAGGAAAUUAAGAGACAGAUUAGUAUCCUGGAAGAUGAGCUGGAGGAAAAGGAAAGAAUGAGGAAAAGAUCCUCGUCCCUGUGGACACUUAGCCAUUCGGCUGUUUAUUCCCCUGAAGAAAGUGUUGAUAAUACUCAGAAGAUGGAUAGUCUGGAGGAGGAAGAACGGGAAGAAGUCGAAAACAUGCUGGACUCCCUAAACACGCUGGAGAAGGAAGACCAUAUAACGCCGCAAGGAAGCACAUCAUACAAUGUUCAAAUUGGCGGUGAGAAAGAUGAAGAGGAUGCUCAAAAUGGUGAAGCGAAGGGUAUACGGUUCAGUCAGAAGGCUCUGCGAAAUGGCCCAAUAACAAGAAGAUGA